This is a messenger RNA of Bursaphelenchus okinawaensis, 440 nucleotides long. NCBI's taxonomy places the organism in Eukaryota, Metazoa, Nematoda, Chromadorea, Rhabditida, Aphelenchoididae. The record is from the annotation of a GenBank genome assembly.
AUGGCAGCCUUGGCGGUGGAUCCUCCUGUUUGUAAGGUGACUGCUGCCGGAGGCUCUUCAACUCAUCAACUAGUCAACUCAGGAGCUUGUCGAGUCGCUUUCAAGUUUCGCUCAUCCAACAACACUUCUUAUCGUCUGAAGCCGGUCUUCGGCUUCGUGGAACCGUCGUCCUCAACUGCUUUUGAUGUUACAAGAUUAGUAAGUCAUUUUUUCACUUUUUGUAAUUAGUGUAUGAUAAAAAUAACGUUGUUUAAAAUUUUUUGACUGUAAAAAUAAAUUUUUUCGAUUCUUAGUUUAUGUAUUUUUAGCCUGGACCGGCCAAAGAAGACAAACUGGUGAUACAAUUCGUAGAAGCUGCUGCCGACGCUACCGAUGCCCAAGCCUUGUUCAAAGAUGGAAAACCCUGUGCUACAGUAACCCUUCCUAUUUCGGCUGCUUAA